This is a messenger RNA of Aspergillus pseudoviridinutans, 801 nucleotides long. RefSeq names its product putative cell wall protein (gene midA). The transcript has a single exon. The record is from RefSeq and is a predicted model, not a curated record. NCBI's taxonomy places the organism in Eukaryota, Fungi, Ascomycota, Eurotiomycetes, Eurotiales, Aspergillaceae. Bases 1 to 801 code for a protein of 266 amino acids.
AUGCGUGUUGACUGUCUAUCGUUCUUCCUCUACUCUCUGGCCCUCGUGGCCGUCACCGCUGGGCAGAGCCAGGGAGUUACUGACAUAUCCGCCGUCACCUCUGGGGUCGGAGUGCCGACCGCGGGCACGGGCACGUCGACGACCUCGACAACAUCAUCGUCUCAGUCCAAAGAAACCACUUCUACUACUAGUUCUGAAAGUACAAAGUCGACAACAAGCACAUCAACAGAUACUACCUCGACCACUUCCAAGAACGAUAACACUCAGACUACCCCAACCUCGAGUUCCACAACUUCCAAAGACAGCGCUCCAACGUCUACCACCACCUCUGAUGGUACGUCGGCCACUGAGACCAGCGGAACGAAGACUUCCAGUACGAGCGAUGUGGUCAAGACGAUCACCACGACUCACACGAUCAGUGGAACGCCCGUGCCGACCACGUACACCACCACUUCUCCACAGGGCAGCAGCUCGACAGAUUCCCCUAGCUUGAACGGCUCCACCAACAAGGACUCCAGCUCUGGUCUCUCUUCUUCUCAAAAGAAAAUCAUUAUCGGUGUCGUGGUGGGUGUUGGUGGUGCCAUCAUCGUCGGUGCUAUUGCUGUAGUCAUGUGGAGGAUCCGUGCCAGAAGACGUGCUGCGGCCGACAACGACGAGGCUGCCGAUCUCAUGAGUGGCACAGCUGUCGGUAGCGGUGCUCGAGAGAAGGCCCCCAGCCCUGGAGCUGGCGGAACACCAUUCAGAAGUACACUUGACCAAUACCACAACCCUGGUCCUGUUAACGCUGCGUCCAACUUCUAA